GCUUUAAAUGCGAGACGGUGAGGCGCCUGUGGUGUUUCCCGGCACUCCGGCAACCGCUGUCAUGGUUGAGGCGUUCUGCGCGACGUGGAAGCUGGCGGACAGCCACAAUUUUGACGAGUACAUGAAGGCGCUGGGAGUGGGGUUUGCGAUGCGGCAGGUGGGGAACGUGACUAAGCCCACGGUGAUCAUCAGCAGCGAGGGGGACAAAGUCGUGAUCAGGACUCAGAGCACUUUCAAAAACACAGAAAUCAGUUUUAAACUGGGCGAAGAAUUUGAUGAAACUACCCCCGACGACAGAAACUGCAAAUCAGUUGUGACCCUGGAUGGAGACAAGCUAGUGCAUGUACAGAAAUGGGAUGGCAAAGAGACAAACUUUGUAAGAGAAAUAAAGGAUGGCAGAAUGGUAAUGACCCUUACCUUUGGUGAUGUGGUGGCUGUUCGCCACUAUGAGAAAGCAUAGAGUUCACCUUACCAGAUGUUACAUCUAGUGGAUGGAUUAAUGUACUGUCCAAAAUUGAAAGUAGCUUAAAUGUACAUUUCUGACAUGAAAGGUUAACAAAGAUUUUUUUUUUUUCGGGGGGGGGGGGGGGGGGGGGG
Messenger RNA from Lagopus muta (rock ptarmigan), 597 nucleotides. RefSeq names its product fatty acid binding protein 7 (gene FABP7). Lineage: Eukaryota; Metazoa; Chordata; Aves; Galliformes; Phasianidae. Gene Ontology annotation, cellular component: cytosol; nucleus. Gene Ontology annotation, molecular function: fatty acid binding. Gene Ontology annotation, biological process: fatty acid transport. The coding region runs from base 8 to 460 and encodes 150 amino acids. The transcript is spliced from 4 exons. The record is from RefSeq and is a predicted model, not a curated record.